UGUCAGUAUUCAGUGGGAGGGUAGACAGCAGCAGCCCCGGAGCUAAAACCAACGUGACAGACCGGAGUCUCAAUAACACCACCCGAACCGAGAGCAGCAGUUCCAGAGAAACCUUAAUACUGCAUAUGGAGACUACCAGUUGUCAUUUGUCGACUGCUGCAUAAGGAUAACGAUUCAGCCGGCUCGACAGCAGCGAACGCGAACCGCAGUGGAUGUUGUUGCAUUGUUCACGUGAAAGGAAGAAACUCGCUGGUUUGCAGCGGAUCCGCGUGCAGUCGACCGGAACCGGACUCGGUUGUUGAUUUGUCAUAAUGUUUUAUCACGGGAUACAUCGUUGCGCUGGAUACCGAAUUUAUUAGUCACUGCAUCACGCUGGAUUCAACAGCCCCGUUUUGAACUUGGCCUGUAGAGCAAAUAUGCUUAGCACGAUGAACGCAUAGCUGUGCUAAAUUUAUGGAAUUUAUAUUUUCUGACCAUUCGGUCCUCUAGCCGUGAUUCUUUUGGUCUUUACAACUAUUCGGCGAUCGUUAGCUCUAUUAAAUUAUUCGCUCGGUCAACUCAAGCAACUGCAGCUGUCGCUUUGUCUACAUCAGAGGGGAAUGGAGACGACGAUACGAAAGUAAACCUGGACCUGGUUUUUGGGUUUCGGAGCCAGGUCUCCUGCACUCUGAAGGUCUGAAGAAUAUCAAGGCUCUUGCCCUUUUCCCUCUUGCGGUCCCUUAUGCCCAAUGACAGCUGUCUCCGGGUCACUGCAGGAUGGAUGAAGUGGAUCUGACAGUUUUUGUCUGUCACCAUCAGUGCUUGCCUCUCAGUGACUGUGUCUUGUUCUUUUACGUUUAUAAAAGAACACCUCCUCUCUUGGGCUCUGGCCCCUUACACUGUAAGAGUAACUGUUAGUAAGGAAUACCCCACGGAGGGGGCCUUCCAGCAAACUCUGUGGUUCACGUGAGCUUUUAUUACUUUUUUUCAUAGGCUUUUUUGUGCCGCAGUAAAAAGCAGAAAGAAGAAAUUUUUGCAAAAGGUCAAGGUUUACAUUUGAGUUUUUUUUUUUUUUUCAUAAUAAUUUAUUUAUAAAUUUCUUUUUUUUUUUCCUGGAGAGAUGUCAUCGGAAAAUCCCAACAAGGUGGUGACCUUCUUGGCCCCUCCACCUCCAAAGAAUGUGAAUGGCUCCGGUUCGGACUCACUGGUGGGUGAGAAGCUAGACACGGAGGUCAGAAAACGACGCCACACCAUGGAUAAAGAUCUGAAGACGGCUGAGCACAGAUUUUUUAGGCGUAGCGUCAUCUGUGACUCCAAUGCCACAGCCCUCGACUUGCCCAGCAAAGCCUGCAUCCUCACCUCGCCUCCGGACUGUGAGCAGUUUGUUGUGCCUGCAGUGCUGGGUUCGGCCCCUGAUGUUACCAUUGACACCCAAGUGGGUGUUUCGGGUGUCCUAUUGGAAGAACAUGCAGAGGAUGGAAGAGCUGCUGGGGUUGAUGGGAUUGUGGAGGUACAGAGCCCAUCUGUGCAGGAUGUGGGUGUGAGGCAGAUCGAGGCCCUUGGGAUGGCAGAGACGGAGCCCAGCGAUGUGGGUGACAAGGAGCAGGAGAGUGGAGUAGCAGACAAACGUGAAGAGGAGGAGAAAGGGGUGGCGAAGGCCCGUGCUGAAGCUGAGCAGAGGGAGGCUGAGAAAAAGGUUCAGGAGGAUGAAGAAGUGGAAACCAAAGCUGUGGGCACCUCACCUGAUGGGCGUUUCCUCAAAUUUGACAUCGAGAUUGGACGCGGCUCGUUCAAAACCGUCUACAAGGGUUUGGACACGGAGACAACGGUGGAAGUAGCGUGGUGUGAACUUCAGGAUCGGAAGCUUUCGAGAUCAGAGCGCCAGCGCUUCAAGGAAGAGGCUGGCAUGUUGAAAGGUCUGCAGCACCCAAACAUUGUGCGUUUUUACGACUCAUGGGAGUCGCCCUCCAAAGGCCGCAAGUGCAUUGUGCUGGUCACAGAGCUCAUGACGUCAGGAACCCUAAAAACGUAUCUGAAGCGCUUCAAGGUGAUGAAGAUAAAGGUGUUACGGAGCUGGUGCCGGCAAAUCCUGAAGGGCCUGCACUUCCUCCACACCAGGGCUCCACCCAUCAUUCACCGGGACCUUAAGUGCGACAACAUCUUCAUCACCGGCCCUACCGGCUCCGUUAAGAUCGGUGAUCUGGGCUUGGCCACCCUCAAGCGCUCUUCAUUCGCUAAGAGUGUCAUAGGUACCCCUGAGUUCAUGGCGCCUGAGAUGUAUGAGGAAAAAUACGACGAGUCGGUGGAUGUGUACGCCUUCGGAAUGUGCAUGCUGGAGAUGGCUACCUCUGAGUACCCAUACUCCGAGUGUCAGAACCCCGCUCAAAUCUAUCGCCGAGUCACCAGCGGAGUUAAACCUGGCAGUUUCGACAAGGUAGCCAUUCCAGAGGUGAAAGAGAUCAUCGAGGGAUGUAUUCGCCAAUACAAAGAUGAAAGAUACGCCAUCAAGGACCUUCUGAACCAUGCCUUCUUCCAGGAGGAGACUGGGGUGCGGGUGGAGCUGGCUGAGGAGGAUGAUGGGGAGGUGAUUGCCAUCAAACUCUGGUUACGUAUUGAAGACGUCAAGAAACUGAAAGGCAAAUACAAAGACAACGAAGCCAUCGAGUUUUCCUUCGACCUCCAUCGAGAUGUGCCAGAAGAUGUGGCUCAGGAAAUGGUUGAGUCGGGCUAUGUUUGCGAGGGUGACCACAAAACCAUGGCCAAGGCCAUCAGGGACCGUGUGUCCCUGAUCUGCCGCAAACGAGAGCAAAGACAGCAGGUGCGAGCCAAGCAAGAGAAACGCAAGCAGGAGGAGGAGCAAAAGCAGUUGUCCAGCGAGUCUUUGAAGAACGUGCCCGGCUCUCAAGGUUCUGCACAGAGUCAGUGCGGUUCCCAACCUCCGACCCCUGGCCUCGUCCAGCCUGAGUGGGAGGAGCCUGACGCAGACCAGCAGCUUCAGUACAUGCAAAGUGGAAUUACCUUGGCUGACGGGGCGCUUGACAGUGGUCAGGGUUCAUCCGUGUUCUCAGAACCUCACCCCAGCCAGCUCAGCAUGUCGUAUAGUUCUCCUGCAGCGUCGCAACCCCAGCAGGUGCCUGGACAGGCCGCCUACCCUCCCAGCUCUCAAGCUCCUCAACAGCACACCGCAUACCCCCAGCAGACCAUGCCACAAUCAGUCAGUCAGCCGUACGGUGGAGGAGGCUCAGGUCUGGUCGAGCCCCAGCUCUUUUUCCCCACCAUCCCGGAACGGCCCGUCUCGUUCUCCCCCCCGCCAUCUUGUUCGCCUAAAGCUUUCAACGUGCAGCGCCGCAAGAGCACCUCCAUCCUGGAAGCCCACACGCGUCACUUCCAGCCCGCCUACCAUUGUAGCUACGGCAGCAGCCUGCACCCGUUUUCUGGCAUGGAAGCUCUGGGCCCCGGCUGUGAACCAUCCCUGUUCAUGAUGCCCGGGAUGGCGGCUCAAAGAUUGGCCGAACCACUGCACCUACAGCCCCCAGCAGAACCGCUAUACGGAUAUAAAGACAUGAGGGCCGAGCAAGAGGAAGCUGUGCGCAGACUCAGCCUCAACCAGGCUGCAUUAAUGGACCAUCUGGAAGCCAUGGCCUACAGUGGCUACCCUAUGACUGCACAUCAGCUAAGCCACAUCAGCUUCCAUCAGCAAAUGCAGGUCGCCGCUGCAGCUAGCUUGGCCUAUGAGACUCAAUCACAGCCUGGGCCAGCUUACCUACACCCUCAUGUCCAGAGUCACAUGCGCGUAACCCACAGCCCGAUCCCGCAACUGCCUUCCAUGAGUGUGUCUACCUCUGCCUCUGCGCCGCAACAAACCGCAGCUGCAGAUCCAAGCUAUCAGCCCCAUUCGUUUCCCCAUUCCGCACCACCCGUGCUGGCUCACACAUCUGAGCCGAGCACCACCUUUGAAUUCCACAUGCACAACCUCCAGGCAGACCCAGCCAUGCUGGCAUCCAGACUGUACCGAGCCCGCCGGGGCUCCAUGGACCUUAACCUGGAGGAAGCGUCUGGCAGCCAGGGCUUGUGUGGUCGAUUGCAGCCCGUUACUGAAGAACUGUAUAGCUACGUGAGCCCGGAGCUGCCCCUUCCCCCGGGCAGUCUGCUUCUCCAUGGACCUAAAGAACUCAGUCCUGAACCUUCAAGUGACUCCAUGACCUCCUCCGAUGCUGGGGAGUUCCACUCGCCUCCACCUCAUCCUUUGUUCCAAUCUCAAGAUUGUUCUGCAGCUCAAUCCGUCCCACAAAUGUUGUACUACAAAACAGAUGGAGGGAGCAACAUCAGUGAAGGACACCCACCCAGACAGACGACGUUUCUGUUCGUUCCACCUUCUGAAUCAUCCACCAUUCCGUCCUCGCACAUCAGUGCUCUGCACAGUACCUGGGCCCGUCAACCAUCCCAUCCACCGGACCUCAAAUACCACGAGCCUGCCUUGUCCCAUCAGGGCACUACCUUGGUGCAGAUCCCAAUCCCUCAAUCUACAAGUGCCAUGUCUCUGGUUUCCUGCAGCACCCCAUCAGCCACCUCUGCUUCUCAACAGUAUGGAGGUUACUACAUCCAAGCAAUCCCUUCGCAGGCUGCUGUUCCACAACAGGUUUCUCUGGGGCAGACAUUCCAACCAGGUGUCUCGUUAUCCCAACAGCAAGCUCCCCAACAGCCUCCCAGCACUGUGGUUCAGAGCAGUUCCCAGACACAGGUCCAGCCCACACAGCUACGCUGCGUGCCAACUAUAGCAGGUGCCCCGUUUCCGCAGCAACCUGUGCCUGAAGCGCUGACGUGCCCGGCAGCCGUGCCUGUGCCAGCCACGUCCCCGUCAGCGCUGCCGCCCCAUCUACCCCAAUUGGUACCGCCUCUAGUGACACCUGUGCCAACCAUCCAUGUGGUCACAGUCCCCUCCCCCAACGAACAGCCAUGUUUGCCAGCAGACAACCCAGCGCAGACAUCUCAUAGCGUCUCUCGGACUUUGACGACAGAGCUGUCACAACUCCAAACUCCUGGUGUGGAGAGCUGUCAUUCUGAUGUGGCAUCUGGGCUCAGUGAUGGUAAUGAGGGCGUAACGGGUGGCAGGCAUGAGGGUCGUUCUGCCAAACGGCACCAGCGCAGAUCAGUGCGCAGCCAUUCACGCCAUGAAAAAACCUCUAAGGCCAAGCUCAAUGUUCUUAAUAUCUCCAGCAUGGGCGAUAGAGUUGCGGAGUGUCAAUUAGAAACACACAACAGAAAAAUGGUGACUUUCAAGUUUGAUCUCGACGGCGAUAACCCAGAGGAAAUUGCACAGAUAAUGGUACAAAGUGAAUUCAUUCUAGAGAGCGAGCGCGAGUCCUUCAUCGAGCAGAUUCGAGAGGUCAUAGAAACAGCAGAUGAGAAAGGUGUGGAGAGAGAGCACAGCCAGUCAGUCAGUGAUCACGAGCAGCAUAUGCCCACCACAUCUGCGCCUCUUGAACAAGAUGUGCCACCUAGUUCAGCUGCACUGGUGGUCCACUCGGCAGGACGCAGGUUUAUCGUGAGUCCAGUGCCUGAAUCCAGACUGAAGGAACAGUUCUUUAGCUCACCCCAACCCUCAGUUGAAGAGCCUUCAUCCUCUGUGUCAGUUCCACUGCCUGCCUUGGGGCUUUCUAUGUCAUCGUCUGCAGUCAGUCUACAGCAGGCGUUUUCUGAAUUGCGUCAAGGCCGGUUUGACCCGGGUCCCAGAACUGCGCCGCCUAUGCUCCAUGUCUCCAUGCCCCCUCUGGUUCCCACCGCAGCACCCUUGCCCUCUAGCACCGCCCCAGUGGUCCCUCCCCCAGUGUCUUCUGAAGUGACCUCUGUCUCCAUAAACCCUCCAGGGUCUUCGUCACCUCCUCCUACCCUUCCUGCCUCUGCCAUGACCUCCCCUCCAGCCCAUUCGCAACUCCCUCUGCCUCAAAGUCAGACUGUACCUACCGUCAUCAGUGUUAUUUCCACCACUUCCUCUCUGCCAAUGCCAGCUGUGCCUGCCGCCACAUCCUUCCCCCAAACCUCAGUCCCCAUGCCCAUACCUGCCUGUACUGCUGCCCUGCUCGCUCAUUCCGCGACUCCUAUGGGAUCUGUUUCUGGUGGCAGUAGUGAACAGCCGCCCAUCCCCUCCACUUCAGCUCAGCUCACACCACCGGUCAUCCCCACCACAGCCAUCCAGACGCCGCAGCUCGCACCAUCCACCACCAUGGUCAUUCCCACCUCGGCUGCUCAGUCACAAGUGCCCACCCUCCAGCCGGUUACCACCAAUAUACCAGUCGUGCAGCCCACACCUGUGCACAGCCAACCUCAAACCUCCACCGUGCCCAAUCAGAGCCACGCACAUUGUGUAGAAUGUGACAACGAUCCACAGGGAAAGGGCGUUGAUGACAUUCAGGCUCUGGAUAAAAAACUGCGCUCGCUUUUCAUGGACCUGGGCUCUGGUCCGCCCUCUGCCCAGUCUGAUGUCACAUCUGACCCCAUGGCAGCCCCAAGCGUCCCUGGCACCUCCUCUCCAACUGCCUGCACCACCCCUAGCGGCACACCUCUCCCUCCCUCUAGCUUACCCCUGAACUCCUCUGGUCAGCCAACGGGCUCUCCCAUGACCUCCAUGGGUAAUGCCUCCACCCCAGUCGGCUACAGUCAGACGACUCCAUCCAAAGCGCCGUUAUCAAGAUUACCGGUGUUGCCUGUCGGCCCAGAUCAGGCUGGCACGCCGCCCACAGAGCACCUACCACCCUUCCCAGGACCUUGUUUAACUCAGUCCCAGCAGCCCCUGGAGGAUCUGGAUGCCCAGCUGAGACGGGCGCUGAGUCCAGAGACCGUCCUAAUCAACAGUGUCACGCACCAGUCGUCUCUCACUGGGAUCCCACCCGGAGGACAGCCAGUAUCAUUUUCUCUGGAUGAUGAGUCAGCAGCUGCACCUGCAGCUGGAGGAUACAAACUGGGACGUUUCCAGGUGUCAGCGGCUCCUGAUGAGAACACCCUGCAGGCUCCCACCACCUCCCAGGAAUCAUCCUCCACAUCUUCUUCCUCCACCACCACCACCUCCUCUUCAUCAUCCUCCUCUACUCUCUCUAGCCCUGAAAACACACUACACCGAACCUCCUCUCCCCUUAGAUACACGAAAGUAGAUGAGGUUGAUGGCCUCCCUGCUCUCCCCAGUCGGACGACAACCCAUCCCCAGCCCACCACCAUUGGCCGUUUCCAGGUGACCACCAAGGCGGACACGAAGGUGGGGCGUUUCUCAGUGAGCAGAGCACAGGACGAGGCUCUUGUGGCUAGCUUACAACCCCCAGAACCCCAGCCGGCACCUCCGGCCCAUCCAGCUGUUGGGAAUGGUCCAAGUCCCGGGAGCCUCAACAACUCGGUCAGCUCCUACUUCAGCAGCGACAAUGACUCAGAGUUUGAAGAUGAAGACUUUAAGAGAGAAGUCAGCAAGUUGAGGGAGAAGCACAUGAUGGAGAGUCAGGCUCUGUACACCCGGCAGAAGGCAGAGAUUGAAGCACUGUUCACUCGCUUGGGCAAAGCACCUCCCGCCAUGGUCAACCCUCCCGUUGUAAACCCAGCCGGCCGCAGACGACGUCCCACCAAGAGCAAAAGCAGCAAAUCUAGCCGCAGUAGCUCACAGGGCAGCAAGACUCCUAUACUGCCAGCAACCAGCACUUUAUCUGUGCAGAGCGCUCCCUCUGUGUAUCCGCCUCAGCAGGCCUUCCUGGCCCCUGGGGGGAUGAUAGAUGGGGGGAGCAGCCCUCUGCUCCAGUCCUUCAAACCCUCCCCUUCUAGUGAGAACCUGUGCUCCGCUUACACCAGUGACGCCACGCUCUCUGCGCCCAGUUUGUGUGUCACCUCGCAAGGCUGUGUAAAGUUCAGCUGUGGGUCGGAGAGAGUGACCUUCAAACCAGGUGGCAGGAGGACGCGUUUUCUGAGUACGCCCUGCUUGGCUCUUUGGAAGAUGGUGAAAAAAGUGUGCCCCUGCAACCAACUUUGUAGGACGAGCAGCACCAACACGGUGGCGGGAAACGGUCAGAAUCAAUACCAGCCGCCCGUCUCUCAGUCCCAGAGCUGCAAGGGCAUGUUCACAGACGAGCUGCACAAAUUGGUGGACAACUGGGCCAGGGACGCUAUGACCCUGUCGCAGGGCAAGAGAGGCUCCAGGCACCAACAACAAGUGACUCCUCAGGGCCACAGCUACGAAAUGGUUCCUCCUACCAAUAUGGGCCGUAAGUACUCGGCUCCAGGCCAGCUGUGCCCAAGCAUCGCUUCAACUCUGAGCAGCCACCCGCCCAUGCCCAACACUCCCGCUACCUCUCUGGGGGCCCUGAAGGGCUCCUUGUGUCCCACACCACAGUACGGCUACCCCUCCGCACCUUACAGCGCCCAGUGGGCUGGUUCGGCCACGCACACCCAGGCCGGUCUGCUGGCCACCUCACAACCCCUGGGACAGUAUCCCCAGGUUCCGACCCCUUUACAGACCUUCCACAUCAGCACUUUGCAAAAGUCAGUCAGCCACCCGGGUGGACCCAACCUGAAGACCACGUAGGGCAGGGCCUAGCCGUGCCAGGCCUAAAUAACUCUCGAAUUGGGGGAAGGAAGGGGGACGGAUUGGGCAAGUGUUUGAUUGCAUUGCAGAGAUUCUGUCACAAGAGUUUCCUUUGGGAUGGUUGAGGAAGAUGCCAGAAUCCUCCUGCAUGCUCACAGAUACGCCACGGGGAUGAUGCACAACGAUGCAAAGAAUAAGAGAAGAUGAAAAUAAAACAACGGACACUUAUGUGCAAUGUUACGUGGCCAAAGAAGGUGUGACCAUUUUUAUUGUUAAGAUGUGUAGUGAUGGCAUCCUUCACCACCCAGCCCCAAACAUUUGUCAAGGGGUUCGAGAUUUGCUGACCUAGAAUGGAAUAGAUGCCACUGGCAUCCAUCUGUAUGUCCUCCUGAUAAAUUCAUACAUCAAGCAUGUCAACAAACGGCGGUCGGGUGGGUGACGGUGAGCAGCGAAUAGUCAAACCUAGUGUCCUUGUUCCCCUCUUGCCCUAAACCCUCUGCUGCAAUGCCAUGGAAUAAUGCAAUAAUUACAAUGGUAGAAAAAAGCCCAUUUUAAAACACAGGAAGUGGCCUUCAUUAGAUAAAAUGACAAAAUCCAUGUACAGAUAUCCUUUGUUUUUAAAUUGGGUUAUGAGGGUUUUGAUUUCAUUCAUUUGGUUUGGUUGGUUAGUUGGUUUUUCUUCCCUAUGCCCUUCAAGCCGGCCUUGUGUAGCAGAAUGGUAGGGACAGUUAUUUUUUUGUCAUGUUCAGAGGCCUUUCAGCUGCCCCCCGAGGUUUGUACUACAAAGCUUCUACAAGCAUCCCAGCAUGCUUUGCAGCUAUCCACUCUCUUACCGUCCUCUUCCGGUUUUCUCAUCAGGCCACACCACAAGGUGACGUGUAAAAUGGUGGAUAAAAUCAGUUGGAUUGGGGUUUGGAUACGAAAAUGGGGGUCACGGGAUCUGUCGCCUUGGAGACCUGUGAAGCUUUAAAUCUAUGGCUAAUGAUCAGCUUUUUCUGAUCAUGGCAGCAUUAGGGGCCUCUUACCAUAGUUUGAUCGAGACAUUCAAAUAAGUUGUGUUCUGUAUGGACCUGUAUUUACUCAUCAGUUAUUGAUGUUGAAACACUGUGAUUAUUACAAAUGUUGUUGGACAACAUUAGAUAAGAAAAGUAGACAAAAAAAAAAUGACAUUUUGGAGGGGUUUGGAUAUUAGCGUUCGUGAGAUGUAAGGCUAGCUAUUUCAUUAUUCACAUCUUAUUGGAGACACUUUAACUUUUUUCCCCUUUAUACUUUCUUUAUAAUAUUAGAUAAAUGUGAAUGUAAAAUGGAUUCAAUUAAUGUACUUGAAGAAACAAAUCUUUCCCUCUUUCCCUACGCCCAGUGAGCUUUCUGAAGAUUCUAGUGCCUUGCGUUAUUUUUGUUUUUGUUUUUUGGAGUCGGGGUUUGAUAUGUAAGGCAGCGGAGAGUCUCAAGCGUUGCACUUGGUUGGAGUGCUGGUCUUUGGACUUCACAGAGGGUGAAAUGAGGUGCUGUUUUGGAUGCCGUUUUGAAUUGGCUACGACUGAAACCAUUUGAUGGCACAGUCCUAGUCUUUUGGGAAGUCGAAAGCUUCAUAUAUACGGUGUGCAAACACAAUCCAGCCAUUAUAUCACAUUCAAAGGCUGUGGAAGUGCUUGAGGGUUGCGUUUUAGAUACUUCAUCAAUCUACCUUAGUAUGCAAGUGUAAGUGUGCCUAUCAUCAGUGCACCCUUUCUAGCGUAGACGAGUCAUUUAAAAUGCUAUUGACAACCAGUCUGUUUUCCAGAUGGAUUCUCAAAAGGUGUGAACGGUUCUUGUUAAGGUGAAGGAUCGGCUCAGAUAGAAACGCAGGAUGAGGAAAGUUAGUACGCAUGGGACAGUAUGUUGUAAGUACUUCAAAACCACCAAUAGCUUAGAUGUUUUUCUAGCACUGCUUGAUCGGUUUUGACACCAUCCAGUGCCAAACCCUCUCCGGUCUGCGAAGAGAGACACGUUUUAGCAACAGAUGUGACGGAAAGUGUAACUUCAUGAGCGAGAAAAGGACCAGAAAGGUGGGAAAAAGACAGUUAGCAACCUUCACCGGCACAAGAACGCCACUCUCUGCCAAAACAGCACUGUCGAAGACUAAUUCUCGCUGGUUUCUCAUCAAUCCGCUUCUUUUGAACUCUCACUGCCCAUGUAAGUUCUCAAGUCACUGUACUGGCAACGGCCUUUGGUUUUAUGGCAGAUCAGUAGCUUCAUUUUGGGGGAUCUCAACUCUCUCUUUUUGUAGCAGUCAGUCAAAUCACUCUUGUAAAUGCUUUAGUUUAUUCAAAAUACUAGACCUGCAGUGUCAAACUAACUUUUAGUGUCAUGUUCAGCACAUUAAGCUGUGCAGAUGAAUCGAGAACAGUCCUGAUCCACCAGAAACUAAUGUAGAUUCUUAGAGCAUUUUAUUUGGGGUACAAAAGCAUAGUGGAGAUGCUCAUCAAAUUAACUACUGAAAGGGUGUAGAUUACAGCUCGUUACAUACUGCUUAGUGUGUCGUCUGUGUGAAACGUCUGGUACAGGAACUUCACUUUAGGUCAACUGUACAGUUUAGAUUCUCAACUGGCUCUCUGUUUAAAAUACGAUCGUUUUACCUUUAUCUCUUGCUUUGUACGCAACGCUUUACCUGUAGACAGCUCGUUUUUACCCACUUUGUCAUUUGGUUCGUUCAAACUGUGAACACAUCAGAAGGUCUUUAACAAAGAGGUCCAACCUGCUCAGUGUUCAGGCUAAUGAAAUCUGUGUAAUACUACCUUCUGAGUGCCAUGUCCCUGUUCCAGAUAUGAUGCAAGUGUUAAUUUGCUCUCGCUGUAAGAAACAGGUCCCCCUGUUUGACUGUAGAGGGCGCUUAUGUAACUGCAGUGCAGGAUGUACAACAAAAUGAGAUUUACCUCUGACCUCUGAUGUAAAUGAUACAGCACCUUGGAAAAUGUAAAAAAAAAAAAAAAAAAUUUUUUUUCAUCAAACUGAAUGUCUAUCGAUACUGAAUGGCUCGUUCGCACAUCAGCACGCUACAAACGCA
This is a messenger RNA of Sinocyclocheilus anshuiensis, 11582 nucleotides long. It is a transcript of the gene wnk1b, whose product is annotated as WNK lysine deficient protein kinase 1b. Lineage: Eukaryota; Metazoa; Chordata; Actinopteri; Cypriniformes; Cyprinidae. Gene Ontology annotation, biological process: protein phosphorylation. The record is from RefSeq and is a predicted model, not a curated record. The coding region runs from base 1100 to 8536 and encodes 2478 amino acids. Gene Ontology annotation, molecular function: protein serine/threonine kinase activity; ATP binding. The transcript has 32 exons.